AUGCCAGAACCUUACAGGUUUGUAAUUCAAAUCACUUUUCUUAUCUCUCAAAUAUGGAUCGUGAUUAAAGAGUGCAAAAACGUUUCAAAUCCUGUCACAAGUAUUCUUGAAACUUUCUUCGAUAAUUCGGUUCAAAAAAUAAAGAAUAAAAAUAUUAGAAAUGAAAUAACUCAUCAAAGCUUUGAGAUGUCAACUUACUAUCUUCAGAAAAAGGAGCAUUGGAAGAUCUUACAAAUCAAUGAUUCGCUUUUAACUGCAAUCAUUUCACCAAUAAUAACGACAAUUUUAACAUUGAUACAGUUCGAGUUGACCUUUGAUGAUGAAUUAAGAAAUCGAAAAUAUUCUUGA
Clunio marinus is the source of this 348-nucleotide messenger RNA. NCBI's taxonomy places the organism in Eukaryota, Metazoa, Arthropoda, Insecta, Diptera, Chironomidae. The record is from the annotation of a GenBank genome assembly.